UUGGGCAGAAUAGAGAUAACAUUUGAUUUAGAAGUCUACGUUCCUUGCAUUAAGAAGCCAAUUUUGAGAAAAUCCUCAACGAAAAGCAUGGACAAGUUUUUCAAGAGUUCUGCACUUUCUUCCCUGCUUCUUGCUUUCCUAGCUUUAUCAACCACUUCUUCAAGGAUACUCUUAGCUGAAGCUAGGGUUGCCCACUUCUUUGCUAUGCAAGGUGCAAAACCUGAAUUUGAAAUGAAAUGUUUAAUUCAUUUGUGGCAGAAUGCCAGAAACUCUAGUCUCUCAUCACCGAGAAGCAGAUACUUAGAAAAUCCUCUCAACGAAAAGGAUGGAGAGGUUUUCCAAGAGUGCCACGCUUUGUGCCCAGCUUCUGGUUUUCCUAGCUUUAUCAAACACUUGUGCGUGGACACUCUCAGCGGAGGCAAGGGUUCCUCAUUUAGUCAUUUCUCUGCUAUCAAAGAAGCUCUAAUCCCUUAUCACCAAAGUAUUGUGCACCGUCGCAGUCUAAACUCUAAAGCCGACUCCUCCUCCUCGUCCUCCAACUGGAGGUACAAGCCAACAUAAUGAUGAUUGGGGUCAUCGUUGAUGAACACCAUGGUUGAUCUGGUUUAGGAACUUGAAGUCUGCUAUUGAGACAAUUAAUUAUACAAUCUGAUUUUCUUCUCCUCUUUCUCAUCCUUUUCCCCCCACAAAUCUAAUGACAGAAUAAUGUUUCUAUUUAUAUGUAUCACGAAUAAUGUUUUUGCAGUAAAUUCAUGACACAGUU
Molecule: messenger RNA, 763 nt
Organism: Rubroshorea leprosula
Lineage: Eukaryota; Viridiplantae; Streptophyta; Magnoliopsida; Malvales; Dipterocarpaceae
Source: the annotation of a GenBank genome assembly